This is a messenger RNA of Toxorhynchites rutilus septentrionalis, 789 nucleotides long. RefSeq lists its product as uncharacterized. The coding region runs from base 1 to 789 and encodes 262 amino acids. Gene Ontology annotation, biological process: DNA integration. Gene Ontology annotation, molecular function: nucleic acid binding. NCBI's taxonomy places the organism in Eukaryota, Metazoa, Arthropoda, Insecta, Diptera, Culicidae. The transcript has a single exon. The record is from RefSeq and is a predicted model, not a curated record.
AUGAUUGAUCGCUUUACCAGAUGGCCCGAAGCUGUUCCUCUUGUCGAUAUGACGACAACAACAGUGGCUCAAGCAUUGUAUUCAACAUGGAUAUCAAGGUUUGGUGUUCCCGAAAAUCUGACGACCGACCAGGGAAGACAAUUCGAAUCAGAUCUUUUCCGUGAACUGAAUCAAAUUCUUGGAGUUCAUCAUAUUCGCACGACGGCCUAUCACCCUCAAGCAAACGGCAUCGUAGAACGUUUUCAUCGAACAUUGAAAGCAUCGAUAAUGUGCGUCAAUUCGAAGAAUUGGUAUAACGAACUGCCAAUGAUUCUUUUGGGACUCCGAGUGGCAUUCAGAGAGGACCUGCAGUGUUCGGUUGCGGAUAUGGUCUAUGGUCAAGCUUUGCGGAUCCCAGGUGAAUUUUUUCAGUCUGCCACUGAAGAUAUCGACCGAUCGGAAUUCGCUAAACAGCUACAUCGUACGUUCGACAAUAUAAAACCGCAAAACGCAAAACAUCAUGGACAACGUCAAGUCUUCAUCAACGCAAAUUUAAAAACUUGUACGCAUGUAUUUGUUCGAGUGGACUCGGUGAAACGAUCGCUGCAGCAUCCCUAUGAAGGCCCGUACAAAGUGAUUCGGCGAGAUGACAAGUUCUUCGAUAUACUUAUUUCUGGGAAGCAGCAGCGUAUUUCUGUUGACCGAAUUAAAGCGGCAUUCACCUGCAACCCAGAUUUACAAACACAUCCUCCAGAUGAUCAUCAUACGAAAGUUACACCAUCUGGACAUCGCGUCAGAUUCUUGGUGUAA